Molecule: messenger RNA, 1143 nt
Organism: Trichoderma gamsii
Lineage: Eukaryota; Fungi; Ascomycota; Sordariomycetes; Hypocreales; Hypocreaceae
Exons: 1
Coding region: 1-1143 (380 amino acids)
Source: RefSeq, a predicted model, not a curated record
AUGAACUGGGUGGGAGGCAAUCUCUCUCGGCAUCGUCGAGGAAAGGGCCGGAAAGAGGACUUGGCAAACCAAGAGCAAUAUUUCGCAAAGGCCCGCUCUUGGCAGCGUGAGCAAGCAAAAACCAGCCCUGUGGUUCUAUCUGCCGCCAAUUUUAUUCCCAACUAUUUCGUCGCAUCGAAUGCAGCUGCUAGGGUGGCCAGAUCAAGCUCUCCCUCUGCGCUACCAGUGCCUCUGGGCACCUCUGAAGAAGCAUCGGCCAACUUGGCCAGUCCAUCGCAAUCCAUGCAACACGAUGCUGCUAAACGGCCGUCAAGCGUUGUAACACCGAGCCAGACGAGCGGGCCAGCCGUGUUCAAUAAUCAUUCGACAAAAGACCAUCUGGUAGGCACCUCUGGCCUAGAGGCGGAGCGGCGGAGACUCCUGAAAGAAGAAGAUUUCAUGCAAAGUAAACUGCCGAAAGUUUCAAUAGUAAAACCCGCGCAGAAAAGAGGUUAUUCAACCGCUGCUAGGCAAGUUGUUGGGCAGCGGCAGCGGCAGUCUGCAAAUCCCGCUAGCCAUCGCGAAAUUCAGCCAAGCGUUGGUGACCAGAGAGGCAUUAGAAAGAGGAGACUGAGCCAGAUGAUUCCUCCUCCCGUCGAUACAACGAUUAGGAUACGAGUUGGAAGCAAAAGUUAUCAAUGGAGCGAAGCAGGAAAUUCCAUACGCGACCCUACGUAUAAUAGCUCGUCGCCAAGCUCAAGUGCAGAUGAAUCUCGGUGCAUCGCAAGCACUAUGGACAAUACUUCAUACGUCAUUGACGAGUUUAUUCCAGGGCUCUCGUCAUCUACCAUGAGUCCAUUACCAUGUUUUUCUCCAGAAAACAAUCGUCCCGCAUAUCGCCGCAAGUUUUACGAUCUGACAGAGCACUUUGAUAGGGCAGGACCGGCAAAAUCUCAAUGCCUGAUGACAACUUAUACCGACGCGCUAUCACCACACGCAAGACCGCCAGCGACGAGCGCGACUAGCUCCGUUAGUAGCAUGGCUGUAGAGGUUGGCAAUGGCCGAGAAUCUGCCAAGAUUGGCAUGAAUGAAGAGGAUGUUUGGAGGGCGUGGCUGAACCAAGACGUGCCCGAGUUCCAGGUGCCCAAAGGACGACAGAUAUGA